This is a messenger RNA of Galleria mellonella (greater wax moth), 2037 nucleotides long. RefSeq lists its product as uncharacterized. Bases 119 to 1873 code for a protein of 584 amino acids. Gene Ontology annotation, biological process: regulation of mRNA stability involved in response to oxidative stress. The record is from RefSeq and is a predicted model, not a curated record. Gene Ontology annotation, molecular function: mRNA binding. The transcript has 11 exons. Gene Ontology annotation, cellular component: cytoplasm; post-mRNA release spliceosomal complex; nucleus. Lineage: Eukaryota; Metazoa; Arthropoda; Insecta; Lepidoptera; Pyralidae.
GUUUUUGUUUUUGUUCCUUCCUAAUCUGUGAGUUUGUUUAUCUUCAAUAGCUUAUUACUGUUUAUACUUUAUACAAAAAUAUUGUAUUUUUAUUUAAAAGCAAUCACUUUUGUGAAUCAUGCAAGGCAAUAGAAGUCGGUCCCGAUCACCGAUUAGAUCACAAUCCAUUAAUGAUAAUGCAGCAAAUAAUGAUAAUAGCAAGAACUGUCUCUACUUAUUUGUGGGUAACUUACCCACUCACUGGGACCAUAUUAAGAUCAAAAUGUUUGUUUCUGACACAUGCAGGUCAUCUAUAAUUUCAAAGUCCUUGAAAUUUGUGAAAGUUUUGAAAGAUCUUAGAAAUAGGUCAAAAGGAGAGUGCAUAUUGAAAUUUUCAAGCCCUAAUGCGUGUAUUAUGGCAUUCAAACUAUUAAAAGGUGUUGAUUGUGAAGAUAAAAAAUUAGUUGUAAUGCUUGAUUCUGGUGAACUGUUUGAACAAUUAACAAGUGAUACAAGGAAAACAACACAAUACAAUGAUAAACCUGCACUAAAUAAAAAUUUACCAACAAAUAGUCACCCAUCUCUCAAUACAAACAACGCGAAACCUGUGGAUGUUACCAACGUCCAAGGUAUGCAUGAGACGUACGGACUUAGCUUGACUUUCUUGCAAACUCUCGGAAUAAAGUUGCCAUUGCAAAAAAGAGUAUUCGUAAGAAAUUUACCUAGUAAUAUAGAGGAAGACCAGUUGCGCCAUAUCUUCGGGUAUGCGGGCCAAGUUUACGCAGUAAUGAUUGUGAGACAGAACCGGGAAAAUGAAGAAAAAUUGUUUGCAAAGAUCGAAUAUGACCAUCCAGUGGAAGCAGUGCAGGCAGUGUCAAUGUUCCACGGUCAGGAAUACAUGAGUAAGAAAUUGCAUGUACAAAUGGACAACAACCCAAAUGCUAAUUUCCAAUACUUACCACGCGAACUAAAGACCGUAGGACCUGGACUAGGGCCCAAUGGAGAACCGUUGAGAAACGUCAGGAGCGCCGUCGAGUUUGAGCCCGUCAAACAGCUUCUACUACAGGAACUGGCUAAAUUACAAACGAUGAAACUUCAAGAGGGAAAUAUGAGCAGCAUGGCCGUAAAUCAAGUGAUCCCACAAGACAACACCAUGGGUAUCAUGAACAACAUGAUGAACUUCCAAAACCCUAUGGGCCUUUUGAAUGUUAAUGCUUUCAACCCGCUCAGUCAGCAGAGUUGGUAUGGCCUCAGCAAUCUGAUGAGCAAUCAAGGGACACAGAACUUGCAGGUCAUGCAAGGGUUACUACAGCAAAGUAUGGGUAACGAUCUAUCUGGGUUACAGAUUCAAAAUAUGCCAAACACAACUCAAAGUUUAUUGGGCAACAUGUCUCAGAAUCAAUGGAAUACUACGUCUCAAAAUCUAUUAACCAACAUGAGCCAGAAUAUUGCUCAAAAUCGAUCGGAUAACAUGGAUUCAUAUUCACAAAAAAAUCAAACGAGACAUAGAGAUAGAAAGAUUUCAGAAGAUGAUGACCAUUACGAAAAAUCAUAUGACAAAUUUGAUAUUGAGCGUCUGAGUUACGCCAAUUCAAAGUUUAAUAAAGACUCGGAUUCAUACCGGCGCAGCGCAACACCGAAGAAAAGUGAUGAUUCUGAUAGAAAUAUUAUGUCAUCAUCGGGCAUGUUGAUUUUCACCGAUCUGCCUUCAAGUGUGACCAUCAAGGCGUUAUCAUCCAAAAUGAGCGAAGUGGGCGAAGUAAAGUUUGCGGAGAUGACCGGACAGAACAGGGCCAUCGUGAGGUUCACUAACGCCCGCGACGCAGAACGCUGUGUCAGACUGUUUGAUCGUUCUAAAGUGGAUGGUCAGAUAAUCCACGUGAAAUUCCUAUAAGUGAUGUGGAGUAUGCAGCUGAGUUCAAGACAUAUUUCAAACUUUAAUUACAUUUACUGCUUAUCUAGUGCUUAGAUAAUUAUUUUUAUUAUUAGUAGUAAGCCCAAUAUUCCUAAACCUUUACGCUAUAAUUAGUAUUUUGUUCUAAUAAAGUAUAUUAACUA